GGGCGCUGCGAUAUGCUCUGUCGACUCGCGAAUGGUUGAUGCGCGCGUUGGGCAGCUGAUGCAUUUGUUUGUUCACACAGCUGCUUCUUGGAGAUAAUAGUUUAGGAAUUCCAUCUCGACUAGAGCCAGUUCCAAGAUGAAUUCCUCCUGGGUCAUUCUGACUGUCCUGCUUGCCUAUGUGUGCUUCAAGCUCUACACUCCAGUCCCGGACGCCAUCGAGGAGAAACUCAAGUUCCGGGCAUUUGUGGCACUGCCAAGGAUUUUUCGCUUUGUGGGAUCUGUGAUAGGGCUGUUCAACGGCAAGAAUUCCUUGCAGAACAUGCAGGAGCUAAGCGCCUUCCUCCCGCGACCGCCCUUCGACGUGGAGGGCUCCAAUAUCAGGUCAGAGGUCGUGACCUUUGACGGGGUCAGGGUCCUGCUGUAUGAGCCGAUAAACAGGAAGGGUCGUGGGGCUGUCGGAGGGCUGAUGUUCUAUCAUGGGGGCGGGUACAUGCUCGGCAGUCCAGAAACGCAUGAUGGUCUUACCAGGCAGAUUGCAGAAGAAUUAGACGUUGUGGUCGCAUCAGUCGAAUAUCGAUUGGCCACUGAGCAGGCCUUCCCAGCAGCUCACGAAGACUGCAUGACGGCCCUGCGGUACUUCCUAAACCACGCGGCGGACUUCGGUGUGGACCCGUCUCGCAUCGGAGUGGCAGGCGACAGCGCGGGGGGCCACCUCGCGGCAGCGGUGGCCCAAGAGGCAACAGAUGACGCCUCCCUUCCCCGCCUCAGGUUGCAGGUCCUCCUGUAUCCACUCUUGCAGCUGCUGGACCUGAACACUCCAUCCUACCAGCAGUACCGCUCCGACUUUGGCCCAAACGGGGGUGUCGUCCCGAGAAAUAUUGCAGGCGUCUUCCGUUCCUUCCUCCUCUUUGGGAGACAAGACGAUGCCUUCGUUGAAGCCAUGAUGGCUAACAACCACACCUCCCUGGCCUUCAAGAAGUCCAACCCCCACAUCUACAAUCACGAGCUGGUCCCGAAAUCGCUCAAGCAGCACGCGUCGUACAAAGGUCCUGUGGUGGACACCGGAAAUGACGAGUUGUGGAGUAAGCACAAGUACCUGUUCCUCGACCCCCGCACGUCACCAGGUUGGCGGGGGGAUCUAUCGGGGAUGCCGCAGGCCUACAUCAUGAGUUGCCAGUACGACGGGCUGCGGGACGAUGCGGUCAUGUACGCGGCGCGACUGGAGCAGGCUGGCGUCAAGGUCCAACUCACCAAUCGUUACAACGGUUGGCACGGGAUGCUGAACGCACAGACGUUCAACGUCGCGCAGCGAGCUUUGAAACAUCUGAUUGUUUAUUUAAAAGAAAACUUGUAGACCUUUUCCCCUAUCUACACAGUUUUUAUAAACGUUAUGGAGUGACUAAAUGUCCAUUUAUACAAAUAAAGUACUUAAGUUUCGAAUCUUUUGUUCUUUGCGAAUGCAGCUGGAGAGGUUACCAUUUUGGGGAAAACGCUUCUGUUUGUAAUAAAUCAUGUGGUUAAUCUGUACUUCAAUGAAAUGGAAUCCAGACAAAAUAUAUAAAGGCAACUUUGUGAUUCAUAUAUGAAUUAACGUUUGAUAUGAAUGAAUGAAACUGUUGUUUUAAAGUUUGAUUGAAUAGGGAAUAAAAUCCAAAAACUCUUCAUUAUUGUAGCAAGAUUCUAUGCAAUAAUUUUUAUAUUUGUGAUUCAUAUUUAUUUCAAAAUGCAAUCAUUCUAUGCAAUAAUUUUUAUAUUUGUGAUUUAUAUUUAUUUUAAAAUGAUUCUGAAAUGUAAUGAAAUGUAAAAAAAAUAUACUUUUGCAAUAAUAUAAUUAUAAGCACAUGCAUGUAGCUCCCAGAAUUCAUUCCGAUUAUGAUUUGAAAGCCUAUUUUUCUCAUGAUUUUAAUGAGGAAGGAUGGAUGUAGAACUAAUGUUAUUAUGAUGACUGCCAUGUGAAUGAUAGAAUGAUAGAGUGGCUUUGUAAUUGUUAGGGAGUUCAGUUUGUGGUUGGCUACUGGGGCAGUUGUUAAGCCCCAAAAGUGACAGCAAAUCUUUUCCUGUGAUUCUGUGUGAUUUUCUGGGGAAAAAUCUGCCGAUAAACUGCCCUUUUUUUGGAAAAAAAAAAUAGAGACAUAAUUUUCUUAGAGGUCGUUCUAUUCACAGACGGAAUCAGCAAAAAAUGAUGUCCUCUGCCCUUUGCAUACGACAAGCCUUCAGCUGGAUGACGACAUAUGCCAAAACCAUUUAGGUCUAUUUGAUAUUUCAGAACUCGAGUAGUACUAUAUAGUUCGGCGUACAAAUUAACUUGCCUCGAUCCAUGCAUGGUUGCCCGGUGUGCUAAUGAAAAAUUCAAUAACACAUCUGUUAAAAUUUCGAUCAAAGUAAUGUUUUUGGUAUUGAUAAAUACAGGAUCGCAAUAAA
Patiria miniata (bat star) is the source of this 2421-nucleotide messenger RNA. Its product is annotated as neutral cholesterol ester hydrolase 1-like. The transcript is spliced from 5 exons. Bases 137 to 1354 code for a protein of 405 amino acids. The record is from RefSeq and is a predicted model, not a curated record. Gene Ontology annotation, cellular component: membrane. Gene Ontology annotation, molecular function: carboxylic ester hydrolase activity. NCBI's taxonomy places the organism in Eukaryota, Metazoa, Echinodermata, Asteroidea, Valvatida, Asterinidae.